This is a messenger RNA of Protomyces lactucae-debilis, 2556 nucleotides long. RefSeq names its product hydroxymethylglutaryl-coenzyme A reductase-domain-containing protein. The record is from RefSeq and is a predicted model, not a curated record. Gene Ontology annotation, cellular component: peroxisomal membrane; endoplasmic reticulum membrane. Lineage: Eukaryota; Fungi; Ascomycota; Taphrinomycetes; Taphrinales; Protomycetaceae. The transcript has a single exon. Gene Ontology annotation, biological process: isoprenoid biosynthetic process; coenzyme A metabolic process; ergosterol biosynthetic process. The annotation marks the transcript as partial. Gene Ontology annotation, molecular function: hydroxymethylglutaryl-CoA reductase (NADPH) activity; protein binding.
GUACGAUCCAUGAAAGAUGUCUAUCACAAGACCGUCGAGCUCAUUCGGCGCGCAUCCACUAUUGACAUUAUCAUCAUCGCAAUUGGUUACAUCAGCAUGUACGCAGUCUUUGGCUCCCUGUUCGUCAAUAUGCGAAGUCUUGGCUCUUCCUUCUGGUUGGCCAGUUCGGUACUUAUGUCUUCCGUCUUCGCAUUCAUUUUCGCCUUGGUCACCGUCAACGCCCUCGGCAGACCCAUCAAUCCCAUUCUACUCUCGGAAGGCUUGCCCUUUCUAGUCGUCACUAUUGGUUUUGAGAAGCCUUUCCUGCUUACCAAAGCAGUCCUCUUCACCAGUCCAGCAACAUCGACGAGGCCUAUCCGAGAUGAUGUCGUCAAUGGUGUUGCCGACAAAGGCCAUGCAAUUUUGAGAGGUUAUGCGCUUGAAAUUGCAAUUCUCGUGGUUGGUGCCAUGUCCGGUGUGAAUGGUUUGCAGCAGUUCUGUUUCCUGGCUGCCUUCAUCCUGGCAUUCGACUGCCUCUUGCUGUUCACAUUCUACACUGCCAUUCUCUCAAUCAAGUUGGAGGUACUGCGCAUCAAGCGUCAUACGGGAAUUCGCAAAGCUCUCGAAGAAGAAGGCAUGUCAUACAAAAAUGCAGAACGCGUCGCUCUUGCCAACGACCCUCGCGGCCCAGGCGAUCGUAUUUCGUCUACCUUCAAGGCAAACAUGGGCAUGUUUUCGCUCUUUGGUGGACGAAAGGUAAAGGAUUCAAGCAUCACUCGAUUCAAGCUCAUUAUGGUCUCCGUUUUCAUCAUUGGCAACUUUCUCAACAUUUCACCAGUUGCCCUCACACCGUUCGCCGAUCAUUCUACAGUGACUAGCUCGGCCAACACACCCAGUUCCUUCAAUCUGGGCGCUUUGCUCAACACAGCGGCUACUAGCCAAGUUGACAGCAUCACUGUGCUCUCGCCACAAAAAUACACAUCUUCCUCGCUGGCCUCCGGUGCGUUGGUCCAGUUUCUUGAGAAUUGGACAAAGACCGUUGGCGACCCAAUCUUGUCAAAGUGGAUUGUCAUCAUCCUCGUUCUGUCCAUCGUCUUCAAUGCCUAUCUUCUCAACGCUGCCCGUGGCAGUCUUGUUCAAACCACACCAUCGACUCCCGCCAUCGUUCAAAAGGAAGUUGUUAAGUAUGUGGACCGCUUCCCGGGUCUGAGUCCGCGACAUUCUGUUGACAUCCAUCCGCCGCGGCCUGUCGAUGAGUGCAUUGACUUGCAUAAAGCUGGCAAGACUCGUGAUUUGAGCGAUGAGGAACUGACCUCCCUGGUGUUGAGUAGCAAGAUUGCACCUUAUGCGCUUGAAAAGCUCCUUGGUGACCUUGAACGCGCUGUUCGAAUUCGGCGUGCUUAUGUCUCAAGAACAUCUACAACAAAGACACUCGAACAUUCCGAGCUGCCCUUGGAAAACUACGACUACGCUAGGGUCAUGGGUGCCUGUUGCGAAAGCGUCAUUGGAUACAUGCCCUUGCCUAUCGGUGUGGCUGGCCCACUUUUAAUUGAUGGUGUGUCAAUCUUCAUUCCCAUGGCCACAACCGAGGGUUGCUUGGUUGCGUCAACACAGCGUGGAUGCAAGGCCAUCAAUGCUGGCGGUGGUGCCAUCACUGUCCUCACAGCAGACGGCAUGACACGGGGACCCUGUGUCGCAUUUGCCUCUAUCCGAAGGGCAGGUGCAGCCAAGCUUUGGCUCGACUCCACCGAAGGUCAGAAGCAGAUCAAAGCGGCGUUUGAUUCAACUUCACGCUUUGCACGUCUGCAGUCGACAAAGACUGCACUCGCAGGCACAAACCUCUACAUCCGCUUCAAAACUACGACAGGAGACGCGAUGGGCAUGAACAUGAUCUCUAAAGGUGUUGAGCAAGCGCUCAAGUACAUGACUGAGGAUGCUGGCUUUGAUGAUAUGCAAAUUAUUUCCAUUUCUGGCAACUACUGCACAGACAAGAAACCUGCUGCCAUCAACUGGAUUGAGGGUCGAGGCAAGUCUGUGGUUGCAGAAGCCAUUGUGCCCGGUGAUAUCGUCAAGUCAGUCCUCAAGUCUAGCGUGGAUGCAAUGGUGGAUCUCAACAUUCGGAAGAACCUCAUUGGAAGCGCCAUGGCUGGUUCUAUUGGUGGUUUCAACGCGCAUGCUGCCAAUAUUCUGACUGCUAUUUUCUUGGCUACAGGACAAGAUCCCGCUCAAAAUGUUGAGAGCUCACAGUGCAUGACCUUGAUGAACAAUGUCGAUGGAAACCUGCACAUUACUGUUUCCAUGCCCUGUAUCGAGGUCGGCACUAUUGGAGGCGGUACAAUCCUAGGUCCUCAAUCAGCCAUGCUCGAUAUGUUGGGUGUGAAGGGGCCGCAUCCAACAAAGCCAGGCGAUAAUGCGCGUCGACUCGCGAGUAUUGUUGCUGCUUCAGUCCUUGCAGGUGAGCUGUCCCUCUGCGCUGCACUCGCUGCAGGUCAUCUCGUAAAGUCACACAUGAUUCACAACCGAUCCCAGGCCACGACGCCUGUACCGAGUCUACAAGCGACGCCCAGCCGCCCAGUC